GGGCGCGCGCGGCGCCGCGUGACCGGGCGGGGGGAGCGCGAGGCGGCGGGGCCCGGGGGCCAUAGAGACUGGGGGUGGGGGGGCGGGGGAUAGAGCGUCCCCCCCUCGCCCCGCUCCGCUCCGCCCCGCCGGCCGCCGCCGAGUCCGCCAAAGGGCCGCCCCGCAGCCCCCGCCGGGCCCGGACAAAGCGCCGCCGCCGCCGCCUCCUCCUCCUCCUCCUCUCCCGCCCCGCCCCGCCCCGCCCGCAGCCCCCGCCGCGGAGCCAUGUCGGCCAGCAGCCUCCUGGAGCAGAGACCCAAGGGCCAAGGCAACAAAGUGCAAAACGGCUCUGUGCACCAGAAGGAUGGGCUGAAUGAUGAUGACUUUGAGCCCUACCUGAGCCCCCAGGCCCGCCCGAACAAUGCAUACACUGCAAUGUCUGAUUCCUACUUACCGAGCUACUUCAGCCCCUCCAUCGGAUUCUCCUACUCCCUAGGGGAGGCUGCCUGGUCCACGGGGGGAGACCCCCCCAUGCCCUACCUGACCUCGUACGGACAGCUGAGCAACGGGGAGCCCCACUUCCUCCCCGACGCCAUGUUCGGGCAGCCAGGGGCCCUGGGCAGCACCCCCUUCCUCGGGCAGCACGGCUUUAACUUCUUCCCCAGCGGGAUCGACUUCUCAGCCUGGGGCAACAACAGUUCUCAGGGACAGUCCACUCAGAGCUCGGGCUACAGCAGCAACUACGCCUACGCCCCCAGCUCGCUGGGGGGGGCCAUGAUCGACGGGCAGUCGGCCUUCGCCAGCGAGACCCUGAACAAGGCCCCCGGCAUGAACACCCUGGACCAGGGCAUGGCGGCCCUCAAGCUGGGCAGCACAGACGUGGCCAGCAGCGUCCCCAAAGUGGUGGGCUCGGCCGUGGGCAGCGGCUCCAUCACCAGUAACAUCGUGGCCUCCAGCAGCCUCCCCCCGGCCACCAUCGCGCCGCCCAAGCCGGCCUCGUGGGCCGACAUCGCCAGCAAACCCGCCAAGCAGCAGCCCAAGCUCAAGGCCAAGAACGGCAUCGCCGGGUCGAGUCUUCCGCCGCCCCCCAUAAAACACAACAUGGAUAUCGGCACCUGGGACAACAAAGGCCCCGUGGCCAAAGCCCCGGCGCAGGCCCUGGUGCAGAACCUCGCCCAGCAGCCGGCGCAGGCGGCCCCGCAGCCCGUGGGCCAGCAGAUGGCCGGCAGCCCGCCGGUGGCCCAGGCUGCGGGCGGGCAGCAGCCGCCGGCCCCGCUGCCCGUGCCCCCGGCGCAGCCGGCCCCGCUGCCCGUGCCGCCGGCACAGCCCACCCGCUGGGUCGCCCCCCGCAACCGCGGCGGCGGCUUCGGCCAGAACGGCGUGGACGGUAACGGGGUGGGGACGGCCCAGGCCAGCUCCGGCUCCCCUUCGGAGCCGCACCCGGUCCUGGAGAAGCUGAGGUCCAUCAACAACUACAACCCCAAGGAUUUUGACUGGAACCCGAAGCACGGGCGGGUGUUCAUCAUUAAGAGCUACUCCGAGGACGAUAUCCACCGCUCCAUCAAGUACAACAUCUGGUGCAGCACGGAGCACGGCAACAAGAGACUGGACGCGGCCUAUCGCUCCAUGAACGGCAAGGGCCCCGUGUACUUACUGUUCAGUGUCAACGGUAGCGGCCACUUCUGCGGCGUGGCAGAGAUGAAAUCUGCUGUGGACUAUAACACCUGUGCAGGGGUGUGGUCCCAGGACAAGUGGAAGGGACGCUUUGAUGUCAGGUGGAUUUUUGUGAAGGACGUUCCCAACAGCCAGCUGAGGCACAUCCGCCUAGAGAACAACGAGAAUAAACCAGUGACCAACUCCAGGGACACUCAGGAGGUGCCUCUGGAAAAGGCUAAGCAGGUGUUGAAAAUCAUUGCCACCUACAAGCACACCACCUCCAUCUUUGAUGACUUCUCACACUACGAGAAACGCCAAGAGGAGGAGGAAAAUGUUAAAAAGGAACGCCAAGGUCGUGUCAAGUAAAAGGCCAUUCCUCCCCAGAGACUGCAGCAGAGAUUGCAUCCCAGUGAUCCUUCAGAGAGGCAAAGAGAAGGAGCAAGAGCAUCCCAGAGAGAAUUAGGACUUUUUUUUUUUUUUCUUAAUUUCAUUGACUUCAAAAAAAGACUUUUACAAACUUGCAGUUUAAAAAAAAAAAAAAGCAUUGGAGUAUCACAAGACAUAGGACCUAAAAAAAAACAAAAACAACAACAAAAAAAAAAUCCCUUCUAGGUAGAGUAGAGGUAAAACCUGUCCCCCUUUCUUUUGGCUUUGGUUGUGAUUUCAGAGCAUACGCUUUGUUUUUUGUCUUUUUACUAUGUUUUUUUUUUGGGGGGGGGGGAUUUUCAAGUCCAUAAGUGGCAUAUGCCUUUUUUUUUUUGUUUUUUCCUCUCUAAUUUUUAAACCCUGCAACCUCCCUCCCUUCCACCCCCUCACGCCUCCUUCCCCCUGGUUCUGACAUUUGCACUUGGAACACCAAGAGUUGUAACAUCCACCCGUGGAGAGUGGAGUAAUUUUUAUUUUAUAUUUUUCUUUCUCCCUUCUCCCCAGCCUGGAAAAGGAGGAAUUCUCCAAGGAAGUUGGGAGUUUUUUGGCCUAAGAAGAAUUAAACAGAAAUUAUCCACGAAGUUGUGUCUUAAAGGUGGUUCAUUUUUUCUCCAACCCUUUGUUACUCAAAAGUCAAGUACUAGGAGUCCUAAGAAAUGUUCUGUUCUUGUGCAUUAUACAGAUUAAGUCUGGAUGAAUUUGAUUUUUUUUUUUUUUUUUGAAAGCUGAGAACAGUGGUUAAAAAAACUCGUUUUGUUUACAGGAAAAAUUAAUAAUUUUGGACAAGGAAAAAAAAAAAGAAAAAAAAAGCACCAAAAAAAAAAAACAAACCAAGGAAGAAAUAAUUGUAAAAAAAAAUGUGUAGUGACUUUGUUUCAGUUUCUUGUUAAGCCAACGAGGAAUGGGCGUUGCCUUUCUUUUCACCAUUAAUCACUUCUCAGUAAUAAACGUGAAAUCCUGUUGAGCAUCA
Molecule: messenger RNA, 3031 nt
Organism: Pseudopipra pipra
Lineage: Eukaryota; Metazoa; Chordata; Aves; Passeriformes; Pipridae
Gene: YTHDF2
Product: YTH N6-methyladenosine RNA binding protein F2
Exons: 5
Coding region: 265-2001 (578 amino acids)
Biological process (GO): mRNA destabilization
Cellular component (GO): cytoplasm
Molecular function (GO): mRNA binding; N6-methyladenosine-containing RNA reader activity
Source: RefSeq, a predicted model, not a curated record